AUGAAGUCCUUUGGCCUGAUCAUGCUGGCGCUGAUGCGGGACCGUGGCCUCUCGGCAGCCCAAGCAGUCACCAUACUGGGCAUCUUCCUCGGCAUUCAGCGCCUGGGGGCUCCGCUGGCCGCGUUGAUGUGUCGCCGACUGUCCGAGAGGCAUGUGGCCCUGCUCGGCAGCCUCUGCUGCACGCUAGGUCUGGGUCUGAGUGCCCUGGCCGACGUCGCUCGCGUGCUUUACCUCACCAACGGGGUUCUGUUCGGAACUGGCCUUUGCCUCUGUAUGACGUCCAGCGUGAUAAUACUGCAGCAGUACUUCGACAACCGACGUGGUCUAGCCACUGGCAUCAUGGCAGCCUCGUUCCCCGUCGGAGGCGUAGUCUUUCCGCCUUUGAUAAAUCUCCUGCUGAACGAGUUCGGCAUGGGUGGCACCUAUCUGCUGCUCUGUGGACUGUUAAUGCACAUGUUCGUCUCGUCGAUGCUGUACCGGCCGCCGCAUACGCAGAGGAUGAUCAUGCGAUUGGACAGAAAGCGACUGCUGCGAAAGAAGUGGAAAACACCCGAUACCUUAUGCACGAACAAAAGCCACAGCGAGAGACAGCACCUACCCGUGAGCCAGGACAUCCAGGCGGCCGUCACUGAUUCGGAGCUGAGCUGUGCUGCCAACGGUAGCCCGGCGGUGGCGGUCAUACUGCCACCUGCGGUCAACGGCCGCUGGGCGCAGCUGUCGCGCAUGCUGGACCUGAAGCUGCUUGCCGACCCGCUCUUCUUGUCGUGCACGUUCUGGGCUUUCAUGGUCUGCAUUGGUUUUCCACACAUGAACAUGCUCCUGCCGAGCUCCGGCUCGCAAGAAAUCAAAAUGAGCCGCGACCGCAUGGCCAAUAUGGUGGCCUUCAUGGCGCCCAUCGAGUUUGUGAGCUCACUGGCGUUCGGCGCCGUGCUUGACCGCCGGCUCUUCCACAAGCGCUACGGCUGCAUCAUCACCAGCAUGGUUGGAGGCACCGCUGCACUGGCGAUGGUGUUCGUGCGAUCGAGCGCUGGUCUGUACGUCUUUGCCGCUCUCGGGUACAUGACCAGCGGCUUUAUACUCGUAGUGGUGCCGUUGUUGUUGGUUGAGUUUUACGGUGAGGAACGAAUCUCGUCAGCGUCAACACUGUGUGCCGCGUUGGCGAGUCUGGCGAGCAUGACGUCGAUGCCCUUGGGCGGCCUGCUGCGCGAGGCGACCGGCUCACACCGUCCGGUAUUUGCUGUGAUCUCGGCGUGCGUGCUGAGCGGCGGUCUCUCUGUGCUGCUGCACCCCAUCAUCAUACCGGCACCUCCUCUCAGGGAGCACCUGCGGGCCGAAGACGUUCACGUGCUCGGUGACAGCCGCACCGAGGCGCCCGGCCCUGGACGGGACUUGGCUCUGCUGGCCGCCUGCAGCCACACCGUGUUCAAUUACGGCGCCUACGGCUUCUUGGAGUGUUCCUCGCGGGGCGGACCAAGCGCGUGGUCAUAG
Pollicipes pollicipes is the source of this 1488-nucleotide messenger RNA. RefSeq names its product monocarboxylate transporter 12-like. Bases 1 to 1488 code for a protein of 495 amino acids. NCBI's taxonomy places the organism in Eukaryota, Metazoa, Arthropoda, Thecostraca, Pollicipedomorpha, Pollicipedidae. The transcript has 2 exons. The record is from RefSeq and is a predicted model, not a curated record. Gene Ontology annotation, biological process: transmembrane transport; monocarboxylic acid transport. Gene Ontology annotation, molecular function: monocarboxylic acid transmembrane transporter activity.